CACCUACGUCUCUGCGGCGCAAGGCGGCCGAGGGCUCGCCGGGAAGUGGAGUCUCGCCGCCCGCAUCUCCCAUUUUCCACAGGUUUCGCGAGAUUUUCACAGGCGGGUUUGACGUGUGGCAGCGUUUCUCUGCCGGGGCGUAACGAACGACAACCCCGACAUGAAAUCUGCGUAAACGGUAACGCGGGCCUUUUGACUUUCUGGAGGCAUGUCCAAGAAAAGGGGCAGAAAGCGGAGCAGCGGGGAGCUGAGCGACACGUCGACCCCGGACCCCAACAGCAUCCUGGGAGUGCGCAUUCAGCACAACUGGCGCGAGAAGGGCAACCAGAGCAAGUGGAAGGGGACGGUGCUGGACCGGCUCAGCGUGAACCCGUCCCUCUUCAUGGUGAAGUACGACGGCUUCGACUGCGUCUACGGCAUCGAGCUGUUCAAGGACGAGCGGGUGUCGAACCUGCAGGUCCUGACGGAGAAAGUCGUAAACAACAAGAUUAAGAUUCCCCCCGGGGCGGAGGAGCUGGUGGGCAAAGCUGUGGAGCACCUGUUUGAAAAGGAGGAUGGGGAGAAGAACGAGUGGCGAGGCAUGGUCCUCUCCAGAGCUCCCAUCAUGACCAACUGGUAUUAUAUCACUUAUGAAAAGGACCCCGUGCUUUAUAUGUACCAGCUGUGGGACGACUACGCCGACGGAGACCUCCGGAUUCUGCCCGAAGCAGAGAACAAACACCUGUUGCCGGCAGACAGGAAGCCGGGAGAAGAGACGGAGAGCCUGGUGGGGAAGCAAGUGGAGUACGUCACCGACAAGGGCGUGAAGAGAACGGGCCUGGUGAUCUACCAGGUCCCGGCCAAGCCCUCCGUCUACUACAUCAAAUACGAUGAUGACUUUCAUAUCCAUGUCUAUGACCUGGUGAAAACCACCUAGAGACGGUGGACCCGGGCCCUCCCUCCAUCUGCUUCUGUUCCACACGUCGGCCCCAUCCGUUUCUCCAAAAACCACGUUGGGGAUUGAAUAGUUAUGCUUUAUUGUUCGGAAGAAGAAGAAGAAGAUGACAAAAAAAAAAAGUGCAAUCUGUUUUUCAUAUGCACAGCAGAACUGUAGCACCGCUAUGCUUGGCUAUAUUUCGAGGGAAUUGGAUUGUUUUAUUGUUGCUGUUCUACUUUAAACUGUUUUUUUGGACAGUCCACGACUGCAGCUGUUGCUGCAUUUGCAUCACUGACCUUGAGAGACUCUGAUUUGUCCUUAAGUAUUAUCUUAAUUAAAUGUAUGACGCAAAAGGCUGCUCAAAAUAUUCUUUUAAGACUCUUUGGGUCAUUAACUAGCCAGUAAGCAUGACACACACGUUAUAUUGGGGAUUAGAUUCCUUCCUCUGAUUAAGUGGGCCGAUACAUAAUUCUUUUGUAUUGUAUUCAUGUGACCAUAUUUUAUGUGACCAUAUUAUCACAUUUAAGUGUUGGUACUGGAAGUCAAACAUGAUAGUGGGACCCUAAUAUUUACAAAAUGUCGUUCAGAUGAAUUACGCUUUUCAUCAUGAUGAAAUAUACUCUUGCACCAUAUUUAGCGUCGUAUAGGAUCCUUUGCACUGGUGAUGAAGACGCGUUUUUGCUAAAUUUGUCAUUCGAAUUUGAUCCGACACCAAUCAUAAAAGUGCCUUCUGGCUUGUCAUUUUGCAAUAUUGUACAUAGAGCGUCUACCCGCGCUCUCAUGAGUCAUCGCGUGUGAAGGCUGCCAUUUGGUUUUCUUUCGGGCGACACUGACAGCUUGAGGAAAGUUUUGCAACCAUCUAGUUUAUUUAAGUGCUGUGUUUUGCUCUUAAUGCCGUAUGAAAAUGUACUAUAAAUAUUACACAUCUUCAUUGGUUGUGUAAGCUCACUGUUGAUCUUGUGGGGAGCACUUUAUUGUAUAAAGUUUACAUGUUUAGGUUCUGGUACGCUUUAGUUUCCCCAAAUAGCUUUUAUCCUUCAGAGCAAAUGUGGCAGAAUAAAUGCUUUCGCGCAUGAAGAGAAAAGAAAAAUGUGUUGCAAUACAUUUAGAUGACAGUAUUAAAUAUGUACAACUUGUGUAAAAUG
Messenger RNA from Pungitius pungitius (ninespine stickleback), 2061 nucleotides. RefSeq names its product spindlin-1. The transcript is spliced from 5 exons. The record is from RefSeq and is a predicted model, not a curated record. NCBI's taxonomy places the organism in Eukaryota, Metazoa, Chordata, Actinopteri, Perciformes, Gasterosteidae. Gene Ontology annotation, biological process: gamete generation. The coding region runs from base 209 to 916 and encodes 235 amino acids.